Molecule: messenger RNA, 1548 nt
Organism: Striga hermonthica
Lineage: Eukaryota; Viridiplantae; Streptophyta; Magnoliopsida; Lamiales; Orobanchaceae
Source: the annotation of a GenBank genome assembly
AUGACGAUAAUGAGAUUGAUUAGCCGUUUGAUUCUCCCAAAAUCGUCACCGUCUCCUGUUCCACGGUGGUUGAGCACGGCGGCGGAGGCAGUGACUGCGGAAUCGGCGGCGGAGGCAGUGACUGCGGAAUUGGCGGCGGAGGCAGUGACUGCGGAAUCGGCGGCGGAGGCAGUGACUGCGGAAUCGACGGCGGAGGCAGAGGCGGCGGCGCAGCGUAAGAAGAGAACCCAUCUCUUCUAUCAAGUGGUUAAUAAGGCCAGGUCCGACUUGUCGCGCGUGCCACACGUUCUCAAUAAUUGGGUGAAUCAAGGAAAUGAGGUCGGGAGACCCGAUAUUCUUAACCUUACUGAUUAUUUCAGCUAUCGCAAGAAUUUCAAGGCCGCCCUUCAGAUCUACAACUGGAUGGAAAACCGCAACAUGGAAAUAACUAAUGUCGACAAGGCCGCACGCAUUGACCUCCUAUGCAAAACUGAGGGCAUAACCUCUGCGGAAAGUUACUUCAAUAACCUCCAAGAAUCCGAAAAGACCAGCAAAACCUAUGGGGCCCUCCUUGGCUGCUACUGCAAGCAGAAGCUCGUCGACAAGGCAGUCGACACUUUCGACCUCAUGAAAUCACUCAACUUCGUGACGACUAUAAACUACAAUAGCAUGCUCCAUCUCUACUACACCAUGGGGAAAUAUGAAAACCUCUUAUCCCUUGUCCAAGAUAUGGAAGAGAGAAAUGUCCCUCUCGACACCUUCUCUUACAACAUGCUGAUCAACAGCCACGAUGCCCUCAAGAAUCUGGACGCCAUUGACAGUGUUGUCGAGAAAAUGGAAAGCAAAAACGUUGCAGAUGAUUGGUUCACGUUAGGGAAUCUCGCCACCAUUUAUUUCAAGUCGGGUUUGCUUGAGAAGGCAAAGGCUUAUCUCGACAGGAUGGAAAAAACGCUUGCCCGGCCACAAAAGGAUCUGAUUGAGGCCUGCAAGACCCGAAUCAAUCUGUAUUCUCAGAUGAAUGAUCUGCAAGGCGUGCUCCGGGCUUGGCGGGCCCUUAAGUUGGAUAUCCCGAAGCCCAACACUACAUGCUACGUCUUCAUGCUGCUGGGUCUUGCGAAGCUCGGGGAUCAGGAGAGCCUGGAGAACAUUUUCAAGGAGUGGGAGGAGAGCAAGUCCAGGUUCGAUCCCAAGGUCCCGAACGUGCUCUUGGAGUAUUAUCUGAAACGGGACAAGAUGGAUAAAGCGAAUUAUCUGUAUGCAAGUUUGGUUCAAAAGAAGAAAAUGCCCCAUUUGAGGACGCUGGACUUGUUUGCGGCCCUGUGUGUGAGAAAUGGUGAUGUGGAGUCGGGCCUGAAGCAUUUGGAGAAGGGUCUGGAAAUGGCAAAGUUGUGGACGAGCGAUUGUUUUCCUACAGAGGAGACAGUUAAGUUGUUUUUGAAAUAUUUUGAGGAGAAUGAUGAUCCAGUGAGGGCAGGCUUGUUUGCUGAGAGAAUGAAGGGCUUGAAGCAUGUGAAUUUGGAUGCCCUCGCUGCUAAUGUUAAGGUUCCUGAUGUCGAAAUUAGCAUCUGA